AGCAAGCAUCCCUCAGGCUCAGGGAUGACGACGUUGAUUGCAGCCAGGCCUGGAGCCAGUAUAGUGCGGCGUGGGGACUCUGCCCUAUCAUCUCAAAGUCACAACGACGGCCCCCGUCUGGAAGGAUGUCAUCGAUCCUACGAAGAGCCUCCUGAGCUGUCCCCAUUCUCCUUCUUCGUCCUGAGUCGUUGUUUUGUAGCUCGACUUUGACUUCAGCCGCAACAACUCGAAAGUCGGCCCACAUAUACGUGCCGGCUCCGAAUCGUGCCUCGUGUGCCGCGGUCUCACUGUGCUGCUCCGGAACUAGCCCCGCUCCCUCGUGGUCGACUUUGAGAUCAGCCACCAGGAUGAACAACGGGAUGGAUCUGCUCAACGCCCACGAUGGCGGCGUCGACGUCGACUUCAGUAAGCUCAGCACCGCCGACGUCGACUUCACCCUGUUCGACGACUCGGCCAUGCUCGAUGCUGACCAGCUGCUCCUUUUCGAGCCCAGCAUCGAGGCCGACGAUGCUGUUCCUUCCAUCCCCAGGCCGUAUCACGCCAAACGCCCGCACAAGAAGUCGCGCGCCGGCUGCACAAACUGCAAGCGCCGCAAGGUCAAGUGCUCAGAGACGAGGCCGGCAUGCCAGGCCUGCGUUCUGCGCAAGGACACGUGCGUCUAUCCCAAGCCUCCACCAAAUGUCACGCCUCCGACCACGUCUCUGCGCGGCAGCUCGUCUCCAGGGACCCCACAGAGCAAGGCUCUUGCCCUCUCGCCAUCACACAGCAAUCGAGGGGACCGGUCCCCGUCGGUCGUCAACAUCGACCCGGCCGAGAUCAUCACCAAAGAGCCCCUCUUCCGGCCCCCCGGAAUGAACGACAUGACCGAGAUGAAACUGCUCUGGUUCUACACCACAGAGACCUUUUCGUCGUUCUCUGUCGAGACCCGCCGCUCUCGCCUCAUCGACGAUGCCCUCCGGGUCAAGGUUGUGGAACACGCCUUCCAGUCCCCUUUCUUGAUGCAGUGCCUGCUGGGACUAUCAGCAUUGCAGCUCCGAAGUCUGGGGCAGCCGAUGACGGCUAAGAAAGCGGCAGAGUACUCGUCAAAGGCAUUCGAAGGGUACCGCAGUGCCAUACAGAACGCCGAGCCUGGCGACUAUCCGGCUCUGCUAGCCGCCUCCCUGCUCAUGUGCGCCCUGAGCACCGAAAUGUUCCGCGAGCAAGAAAAGAAGCGACUCUGUGUCAUCGACUGGAUGACUGUGUGGCGAGGCAUUGGCUUGAUCGUGGACCUGAUCACGCCCAAGUCCAUCCACGAGUCGGGGCUUGCAGUUCUCUUCUAUCGCCCACCGAUAGACCUGGAGAAGACCUUCCGCUUUAUACCCAACAACCUGUUGUUCAUGGUGUCAUCGAUCACGCCGGACGACGCCGACUACCCGCAUCAACAAGUCUAUUACGAUGCACUGAAGUACCUUGGCUCGUUAUAUAUGGAACUCCAGCACGGCUUCAGCCCGAUUCUCGACUUGCGAGUCAUCACCUUCUUCACUUUCAUUCCUAGGUUGUUCUUGCCCUUGGCUCGGGAGGAACGCCCGCGGGCCCUGAUCAUCCUGGCACAUUACCUGAUCUUCACCAAACUCAACACAAACGUCUGGUGGAUGCAGGGCCUCGCCGACCGCGAAAUUGAGGAAAUAUGCCACAUAGUGGGCGAUGAGCGGUCGCACCUGACGGCCGUGCCCAGGAAAGUCCAGCUGGCCACGGACAAGGUCGAGAUUGCGCGCAUCAUCAUUGACAACCACAACUGGAAUCCGACCGAGCAGGACUUCGUCAACCGGCUGAACAGGGACCCACGCACGGCGACGCUGGCGCUGAUCAACGAUGAGGGCAAGAAGGUUCGGAUCGAGGGCAACGCGUGGGUGUUGACCACCGACUCCGAGGCCGUUGCAGAGGCCCUCAAGUCUUCGCCGGACAAGCUCAAGCCGUGUUUCCCGAGCCACGAGCGUCUCAGUGAUGGGCUAGUCACCGAGCUGCCAGCGCAGACCCCACCUUCUCCGACACCGCAGUUUUUGCAGGAAACAGCGUCAGCGUCGUCUCUCGUUGACAACUCUCUGCCUAUUGAGGUAGUAACUCCCUACAACAGCCGCUUCGCCGACGAAGCCAGCACCCCAGCAUGUGUGGAAGGUGGGGACCUUUCAUCCUAUAAGCCUGGCCUGGCUGCCUAUACGAAUAGCAACAACAAUAGCCCUGGCGUCGGCAGCAGUCCAGAAAGGGAGGAUGGUAUACUCGCAGCAACAGCGUCAUCUACACUCCACGCUUAUAGUGCCAGCCCAGCAGGAUCCGCCAUCACACCGGGGUCGUCAUUACACUCGCCUGCCUCUGCCUCGUACACGACGCCCAGUUUACCGCUGAGUGAUAAUCAAAACAACGGCGACAUUGACAGGGGCACAGCAGAAGAGAAAUGGGCGCUGAUGGGCAAGCUUGACGGCCGCAGCCGGGACCUUGGCGAAUUCGUGCGGCUCGCGAACAGCGAGGAUGACUUGCUCAGCAAGCAGCUCAACAUAUGAUGUGAAGGGUGCGUGGAUCCUGUGUAGUCUUGGGGGCGGCUUUUUCCCAACCCAUCAUUGCGGACGUUGUGCGCAGUAGACGUCCAGCGAGCAUGCGUGUCAGCGAUUUAUAAGAUUGUUUGUUCUGGGUUUGGGAUAUGGCGCAAUUUGGUGUCAUUGCUUGCAUACCUGCUUUUUUUCUGUGAUGCCGCCCUCUCUCCCAGCUCGCCUUGAUUCGCGGACCAGAUCAGGCAGGAUUCCUUUCACAGGGACGUACAGCUAUCCUGAGUCUGGACAUUCAUAUAUACCCCCCUCUCUUGCCCUUCACCCUCCUUCCGUCACUUAUAUAUAGCUACGAGCAUGUAUGGGUUUGGUUGUCAGGAUGAGAAUAUCGAAUGGAUG
This is a messenger RNA of Microdochium trichocladiopsis, 2918 nucleotides long. RefSeq lists its product as uncharacterized. NCBI's taxonomy places the organism in Eukaryota, Fungi, Ascomycota, Sordariomycetes, Xylariales, Microdochiaceae. Gene Ontology annotation, molecular function: DNA-binding transcription activator activity, RNA polymerase II-specific; zinc ion binding. Gene Ontology annotation, biological process: regulation of transcription by RNA polymerase II. Bases 348 to 2537 code for a protein of 729 amino acids. The record is from RefSeq and is a predicted model, not a curated record. The transcript has 2 exons.